Penicillium canariense is the source of this 1455-nucleotide messenger RNA. RefSeq names its product GDP-Man:Man(1)GlcNAc(2)-PP-dolichol alpha-1,3-mannosyltransferase. Lineage: Eukaryota; Fungi; Ascomycota; Eurotiomycetes; Eurotiales; Aspergillaceae. The transcript is spliced from 2 exons. Gene Ontology annotation, molecular function: alpha-1,3-mannosyltransferase activity; GDP-Man:Man(1)GlcNAc(2)-PP-Dol alpha-1,3-mannosyltransferase activity. The record is from RefSeq and is a predicted model, not a curated record. Bases 1 to 1455 code for a protein of 484 amino acids.
AUGUCGGGUCUUGCGCCCUCCAACGUGGUUAUCAUUCACCCGGACCUAGGAAUUGGAGGCGCAGAACGGCUCAUCAUCGACGUCGCCCUGGCUCUGCAGAACCGCGGCCACCGUGUGACGAUCUACACCUCCCAUUGCGACGAGACGCACUGCUUCGAGGAAGCGCGCGAUGGCACACUGGACAUUCGUGUUCGCGGAGACACAUUAUUCCCAGCCCAUGUCUUCGGCAGGCUUCAUAUCCUCAUGGCUUCGCUGCGUCAGCUCCAUCUGACACUGUCGCUAUUGAUGGAGCUCGGAUCGAGGGGCGAAUCAACAGCAAAAGACAAGGCUGUCCCUGCAGAGGAAGACCAAGAUGAUAUUUUCAUUGUUGACCAGUUACCAGCCUGUGUACCUAUCCUCAAAACCUUUAGUCAGCCGCGCAAGUCCCGACGCCAACGAAUCUUGUUCUACUGCCAUUUCCCCGAUCAAUUGCUCGCACGACGAAACGAAGGCAGCUCGUUUCUCCGAUUAGCGAAGACCGUGUACCGGUUCCCUUUCGAUUGGUUCGAGGGGUGGGCGAUGAGUGCAUCGGAUCGAGUCGUCGCCAACUCGAACUUUUCGCGCGGCGUAGUGCGCAGUGUGUUUGGAUCCGAGAAGCUCGGGGAUGUCGAAGUGGUCUACCCAUGUGUCGAUACAGACCCUGGAGCUGCGACGCCAGCAAAGGAGCCGGAAGAGGCGCUUUGGCCUGGCAAGAAGAUCCUACUGAGCAUCAAUCGUUUCGAGCGGAAGAAGGACAUGGGUCUAGCCGUCCACGCAUACAAUGGGCUGGGCGCAGAAAAAAGGAACGGGACACGAUUGGUAAUUGCUGGUGGUUACGACAAUCGCGUCCAAGAAAAUGUUCAGUACCACCAAGAACUCGACGAUCUCGCGAAGGGACUUGGCCUACGAACCGCAACCACAAAGUCAGUGGUUUCCGCGCUGUCUAUUCCCGACGAUAUCGAUGUCCUGUUCCUUCUCUCCGUCCCCACCACCUUUAAGAAUAUUCUGCUCGCACAGUCCAGGCUACUUCUAUACACCCCGAUCAACGAGCACUUCGGGAUCGUUCCCGUUGAAGCUAUGCGUGCCGGGCUGCCUGUACUAGCCUCGAACACCGGCGGACCAUUAGAGACAAUCGUGGAAGGCGAAACGGGCUGGCUCCGGGACGCUCACGCGGUUGACGAAUGGACCGCGGUUAUGGACCAGGUGCUCUAUGGCAUGACCCAAACGGAGGUAGAUCGUAUGGCUGCAGCUGGAAAAGCUAGAGUAGAGCGAGAAUUUUCGCUCACAGCCAUGGGCGAUCGACUGGAAGAGGAGAUCUCCACGAUGUUGUUGGCGGAGAGGCGUCCUUUCCACGGGUGGCAGCAGGUGCUUGUCACCCUAGCCCUCCUUGGAUCCUUCCUUGCAGUGGCCAUUGCUCUUUUACUUCGUAAAGCGUAA